Molecule: messenger RNA, 849 nt
Organism: Fusarium musae
Lineage: Eukaryota; Fungi; Ascomycota; Sordariomycetes; Hypocreales; Nectriaceae
Exons: 1
Coding region: 1-849 (282 amino acids)
Source: RefSeq, a predicted model, not a curated record
AUGGAUGGUCUCUGGGAGGCACUGGCAGAUCUGGAUUGCGAGGUGGUUGAAGAGAAGGAUUGUGCGGUGCAGGACCAAGUGGCGGCAAACAUGGGACAACAUGAUACAACAUAUCAGUUUGACGAGAUCCAGGAUAGUCAGGAUGACGAUGAUGAGGCUUUCUCCCCCAUCCAUCAAGCUUCACAGCUACUGGCAGAGAAGCCGUGUAACAAGACGCAACGGCACCCAGACGUUAUCGUCAUUACGCAUUUCUCAUCCCUUCUGACAGGUCUCUUCUUUCACCGCGAGAAGUCGGCAGCGCAUGCCGUGCUUCAGCUUUUGAACUCACACCUCCGCGAUCUCUCACGCAAUCUAUCAUCGAAGCCACUUAUCCUUCUACUGAACUCGACAUCAGCAGUAUCCUCGGGCCCAGCACUCGCAACCGCAGCGUCACCAGCGAAGCAAAGCCAAGUUGAUCCAACACUACGAUCUAUCUUCAACCCACCACCAUUAAACGGCUACAGUGCCCGGCGCACGAAACCAAACUUUGGCCUGAUAUUUACGCAGCUACUGGACUUGCAUUUACUAUGCACAAAGGUCCCAAAGACAAGGCAGGAUUCUGAGGGAGCAGUGAGGCAGCUUCCUGGGGAGGAGAUCGAGAUGGUAUGGGUUGUGGAGGUGUUGUUGGAUGAGCUGGGCGUCUGGGAAGGUCAUACAGGAGCCAGGUCGGGAAGGGAGCAGAGAUGGGCGGCUGUGAAAGUUGAAAAGGGAAGAAUUGAACAAGCAAUCGAUGAAAGGGAGCCUGAGGCUCAAAUCCCAAAUAUAAGCGACGUGAGGAUUGCAGGUGGUUUUGGAGGACGCAGAGUAUAG